AAUAUUGCGCCCGUAGCUUAUCAAGAAACUUAUGACAAUGCAGGGCUUAUUGUAGGUAACGCUUAUACCGAUUUGACUGGCGUUUUAGUCUGUUUGGAUUCUAUCGAAAAUGUUGUUGACGAAGCUAUUGCAAAAAAUUGUAAUCUCAUCAUUGCACACCACCCCAUCAUUUUUAAAGGCUUAAAACGGCUCAAUGGCAAGAAUUAUGUCGAAAGAACAGUUAUCAAAGCUAUAAAACACGAUAUUGCCAUUUAUGCCAUACAUACCAACUUAGAUAAUGUAUAUGAAAAUGGGGUAAAUACCAAAAUUGCCGAAAAAUUGGGGCUGAAAAAUACCCAUAUUUUGUCGCCUCGACAAGGGCUGCGCAAAUUGUCAGUACUGGUUGGUGCAACCCAAGCAGAGCAAGUAAAAAAAGCAAUGUUUGAGGCAGGCGCAGCUAUUGCCCACAAUAUUGUUGCCAUCGAAAACAAUCAUCAUACCGUUGGAGCAGGGCUAAUCGGGUCGUUAGAGCAAGCAGUAGAAGAACAGGAUUUUUUGUAUUUUUUAAAAAAUACCAUGAAAACAGGCUGUGUACGUCACACGCAUUUUUUAGAAAAAAAGAUUCAAAAAGUGGCAAUUUGUGGCGGUUCGGGAGGUUUUUUGCUGUCUCAAGCAAUUGCGCAAGGGGCAGAUAUAUUUAUCACAGCAGAUUACAAAUAUCACGAAUUUUUUGAUGCUGACGGGCAGAUUCUUAUUGCAGACAUUGGACAUUAUGAAAGCGAACAAUUUACCAUCGAAUUAAUUGCUGAAAUUAUCUCUAAAAAAUUU
Messenger RNA from Darwinula stevensoni, 807 nucleotides. The record is from the annotation of a GenBank genome assembly. Lineage: Eukaryota; Metazoa; Arthropoda; Ostracoda; Podocopida; Darwinulidae.